UUCGGCGCUGUCUUCCUGCCACAAUCGGGUGUAUCAGAGUCUUGCCAACCUAAUCCGCUGGGCCGACCAGGUGAUGCUGGACGGCAUCGACCUGGAGGACAAGGAAAAUGUGGCUUCAGUCACCAUCGUCAUCAAAGCAGUGCUGGACGGAGUAAAGGAGUUGGUGAAGCUGACCAUAGAGAAACAGGAGCAGCCGUCGCCCACCUCUCCUAACAAACCAGCACCACCUGCUACCACAGCAGAGAGCAGCGUGUCGUCAGAGAUGCCCUCGAUAGAUCGGGAGCAGGAGGUCUCCAGUAAGACGGCUCCAGCAGCUGCUCCUGCAGAGGCUGCCUCCGACGUCCAAGAUGAGGACGUCGCCCCUCCCAAACCCCCUCUACCUGAAGCCAAGAUGGCUGAACUCAGAGCACAGUUGAGUGCUGACGCUGGCCAAAGGAGACCCUCUCAGAAGGAGAAUCCCCCACCGGCUCUUCCUCCUAAGAAGCGUCAGUCUGCCCCCUCGCCCACACGAGUCGCAGUGGUCGCCCCAAUGAGCCGCGGCUCCAGUCUGCCCUGCAGCGUCCACAGACAGCAGCAGGACUACGAGCAGGAGUUCCUUCAGAGGCGUUUCUCCGGUGGGAGCCAGUCCUACGGGGGCGACUCUCCGCGCCUGUCUCCGUGCAGCAGCAUGGGCAAACUCAGCAAGUCGGACGAACAGCUCUCGUCCAUGGAGCAGGACAGCGGUCAGUGUUCUCGUAACACCAGCUGUGAGACGCUUGACAACACAGAGAAUUACGACCCAGACUAUGACUUCCUCCACCAGGACUUGUCGGUAGGGGAAAACCUUCCCCCAAUACCUGUAGGAGGAUGUCUGAGCCCCCUGCCCGAGUCUCACAGCGAGUCCUCAUCCCCGGUCCCCGGACAGCACCCCACACAUCCCCGCUUCAGCGCACCUCCGCCCCAGCAGCCACCGGAAUACUGGACCCCGCAGCCCAAUCAAACCAAUCCCCUACUGUCCCGCAUCAGUGCCCCCCCUGCCCUGCCCCAAAAGAAGCGACGCAGCACCCAGUCAUUGCCCUUCCCCGACGGAGGAUCCCGCGUGCUUUACGAGCGCUUCCCUUCCCAUUACGACAACCUGUCGGAAGAGGAGCUGCACCCGACGCCGCUUCCACUUCUCACGCCCAUCUCGCCCAUGCCUCAGACGAACGGGGGCGUGUUCGUCGCGCAGUACAUCGCCAGCGAGUGUGCGGAUGUCCCAUCAAGUCCACCGCCUCUGCCUGAGAAGAAAAGCAGACACAUCCUCCAGUACAUGCAGUUUGUCGAAGACUACUCGGAGCCCCAGCCCUCCGUCUUCUACCAGUUGCCGCAGAGCGAGAGCAUCUACGAGCAGCGCAACAAGCGCUUCCAGGAGGUCUACCGCUUCAACGACUCCUUCAGCAGCACCGACUCAGUCCACGAGCCGCUGCUGCCGCCGGCGCUGCCCCCGAAACAAAGGCAACUGGCCUCCCACACUUCCUCCCCCUCUUCUUCCUCUUCUUCCUCUCUCUCCUGCCACCUCCAGCCGUCUGUAGCGGCGAUGGAGGAGGCGGGCUCUGGGCUGGGCCUCAGCAUGUCCGUUUCUAACUCCUACCUGAUUGGACAGGCGUCUUUGACCACGCCCACGAGCUUGGACCAGGUUGCCUUGACCAAUGCCACCAAUCUGGAUGGCGGCGGGGGCGGGCCCAACGGUUUGCUGGCCGGCUCAGUGGGCUCUGUGGCUGUCUGUCUUCCUUCUGAGACCUCUCUCACUGACUCUCUCCACACCUCAGCGAGCGAGAGCGCGAAUGACGAGGGCGGGGAGGGGGAGUACGUCAACUUGUACUCGUCCAACCAGGCCAACGGGGAGCUGUCUCUCGCCCUCAGAGAAACGAUCACAGCUGACGAUGUGCUUCAAGACCCCGCCCCUCAGAUGCCAAACAGCAACAGCAAAGAGGCUUUGGACAAGGAGCGGCGGCAAAAGUCGACAGAGUCGGCCGGGAGCGACGAGGAAGACGUGGACGAGCUCUCUCUCAUAGAUCACAAGGAGAUCAUGAGCAGGAUAACAUUAAAACAAGAAAAUGAUGACGGCCCUGACGUCCGUGCUGGAUCAGGAGAUAUUCUAUUAGUGCACGCUACAGAAACAGACCGCAAAGAUCUCGUUUUGUACUGUGAAGCCUUUCUGACUACAUAUAGGACUUUUAUAACCCCCGAGGACCUCAUUAAGAAGCUACACUACAGAUACACCAGGUUCUGCCACAGUCCAGACACCUUCAAGAAGCGAGUCAGCAAGAACACGUUCUUUGUGCUGGUCCGAGUGGUGGAUGAGCUGUGUUUGGUGGAGCUGACGGACGACAUCUUGAAGCAGCUGAUGGACCUGGUGUUCACGCUGGUGUGCAACGGCGAGCUCAGCCUCGCCCGUGUGCUCCGCAAGAACAUCCUGGACAAGGUGGAGCAGAAGAAGCUGCUACGAUACACUAACUCCCUCAAGCCGCUCGCUGCCCGAGGUUUAUGUCUCCCUAACAGGCCGGGAACCCUGCAUGACUUCCGCAGUCACGAGAUUGCAGAUCAGCUCACUCUCCUUGACGCUGAGCUCUUCUAUAAAAUUGAGAUUCCUGAGGUGCUGCUUUGGGCCAAGGAGCAGAAUGAGGAGAAGAGUCCGAACCUGACUCAGUUCACAGAGCACUUUAAUAACAUGAGCUAUUGGGUCCGCUCUUUAAUAAUCCAGCAGGAGAAAGCUCAAGACAGAGAGAAGCUGCUUCUCAAGUUCAUCAAGAUAAUGAAGCACUUAAGAAAGUUGAAUAAUUUCAACUCCUACCUGGCUAUUUUGUCUGCCCUUGACUCCGCCCCCAUCAGGAGACUGGAGUGGCAGAAACAAACCUCAGAGGGAUUAGAGGAGUAUUGCACAUUGAUUGACAGCUCCUCCUCCUUCAGAGCGUACAGA
This is a messenger RNA of Labrus bergylta (ballan wrasse), 2938 nucleotides long. NCBI's taxonomy places the organism in Eukaryota, Metazoa, Chordata, Actinopteri, Labriformes, Labridae. The record is from RefSeq and is a predicted model, not a curated record.